CAGCACAGUUUGACUGCCUUUGGCUUUACCCAACUGUUGUAUAAACAUGAAAAAUAAGUUCAAUACAAAUUUCCCCGCCUGUAUUCGCUGUUAAAAUGUACACAAAGUUUUUCUUUGUGGGUUUGUGUCAUGUGGUCACUUUGACAAACCUCAAUGGCACUGAGUGCAGCAGACGGAGGGUCAAGAAAGAUGCUUCUGUUUUAUCAGGCGGUCUUUCCUAAUCCACACGAGCAUUACGUGACAGAGUUAUAACAUCUCUAUGACUCUAAUGGGCCGGUACAAUAGUUUGAUUUUGAAAAGUGAAGUGUGUGGCGCUGCAUGGCAGAGAGCGCAAAACUCAGCAUCCUCUCAAGUUAAGCUUUCAUUUGUGCGCAGCCGCUAGAACGAUAAAGAUGAUUGAGUUAGUUUGCUUGUUUUUUUCAAAGUUGCAUGUUCGUUUCCAUUAGGAUCAGCGUUAACCCUUGUAAAACAGCACUGUAGCGCGCACUGGAUACAGACUUUGCUUGGUGAUGAUAUACAUUCUUUAAGUUUAAAAAGAAAGUUGAUAGGACAUCAGAGUCACUCGUCACGCCAUCACUUCGACACAACACACAUGGAUCACAGCACACAAUCACAUGCGUUCGACACUGAAAUGAACAUGACUUUCAACAGCAGCGUAAAGCCUGGAGACCUGAACUCCACGAGCAUCGCCCAAAUCAUGAUCCCGCAGGAGUUGUUUCUCGUGCUCGGCUUGAUCAGUUUGGUGGAAAACAUUUUGGUGGUGGUGGCAAUCAUCAAGAACAGAAAUCUCCAUUCGCCCAUGUAUUAUUUUAUCUGCUGUCUGGCAGUGUCGGAUAUGCUGGUGAGCGUCAGUAACGUGGUGGAGACGCUCUUCAUGUUAUUAACGGAGCAAGGGCUGCUGCUCGUCACGGCGAAAAUGUUACAGCACCUGGACAAUGUGAUCGACAUCAUGAUCUGCAGUUCGGUUGUGUCCUCGCUUUCUUUCCUGUGCACCAUUGCUGCGGACCGCUACAUCACCAUCUUUUACGCGCUGCGCUAUCACAGCAUCAUGACCACGCAGCGCGCCGUGGCCAUCAUCGCCGUGGUUUGGCUCACGAGCAUAACCUCCAGCUCGUUCUUCAUCGUUUAUCACACCGACAACGCGGUGAUCGCCUGUCUUGUCACGUUUUUUGGCGUGACGUUGGUGUUCACGGCAGUUCUGUAUCUGCACAUGUUCAUCCUUGCGCACGUCCACUCCAGACGCAUCAUGGCUCUUCAUAAAAGCCGCCGACAGGCCACCAGCAUGAAGGGAGCUAUCACACUGACCAUCUUGCUCGGGGUAUUUAUCAUCUGUUGGGGGCCUUUCUUCCUUCACCUCAUUCUCAUCCUCAUCUGUCCCACAAACCCUUACUGCAAGUGUUACUUCAGCCACUUCAACCUCUUUCUCAUCCUCAUCAUAUGUAACUCCCUUAUUGACCCGCUCAUAUACGCGUACCGCAGCCAGGAGUUGCGCAAGACACUAAAGGAAAUCGUGCUCUGCUCGUGGUGCUUUGUGAUGUGACAAACUAUCAACACGGGGCUCACGAGAAAAGGUACUGGGUAUACCAGUGACCUUUAACCGUAAGAAACAAGCAUUUCCUUAUGGAAAUCAUGGUUGAUAAAGAAGGACAGUGGAAAAGGUAAAGAUCAAUUACUGUACAAUCAAUUAAACUGCUGAAAGUUUUUUUAUUGGGUGCCAUUAUCUAAUAUAUUUCUAUAAGACGAUCAUGCCUCCAAACCAAAGAGAAAUGUUUCAUCCAGAUCUCAGGGUUGGGACAGCUGAAACAUUUAUACACUGAGCACAUGAAGUUUAACAGUAUUUGGGCAAAUUCACGGCCUCAGAGUACAUAGUAAAGGGUUAAAUAAACAAAAAGGUUACCAUUAUGGCUGACCAGAAUGAAUGCCCAGUGAGACAGUAAACCCUGUAAAAUAAUUGAUAUAAAAUGAACAGCCCACGUGAAAAAAAUGGUUAGGAAUAAUUUAGUAUUUACUAUAGUUGUAGUACUAUAAUUGUAUUAUGCUGUGGAAUAUAGUAAUUACUUUCGUUAAUCUACAUUAGUGUUCUGUGGUAUUAACUAUAGUAAAUAAAAUAAAAAACAAACUACUGUACUAUACUUUAAUAUUUACUAUGGUAAUGUUCAAAAACACUAAAGUAUUUGGUACUUUUACAACAAUUUUUAUAGUAAAUACUAAAAUAUACAAUAGUUUUUUUAUGUGGGAUGCAUUCAUUAAUCGGGACACUUAUCAUAUUAAUGAUGACUUUAAACAAAGCUUUAAACUAUUUAUUUAUAAUAAAAGCAACACAAAAAUUUUACCAAUACCAAAUCAUCAUCAGUCCCCAUAUUAGAUAAUAACAUUUACUGUUAUAAGCACUCCUCAAAUUCAAUCAAAAAUGUGUUCAAUGAUCAAACAAACAAGUAACCAAUAAAAAGCUUUAGGAGCUCUUCUUAUGUGACUCUGUCUGUAAAAUCCAAGCUAAAUAAAGUUUUAUCAUCUAAUGAUGAGAUGAGAAGCAUCAAAGUUUGAUUUCACUCAGUGACUUACUCAGUCAAUAUUAAAGAGAUCAAGAUUAUAUUUUCACAGAAUGUUCUGUUAAUGUGUAAUACCUGAAAUUAAGUCCUGAAUCCAGUUCAUCUAUCUUAAAAAAAUUAAUCAGUUUUGAUCUAAAUUAAUUGAGGAUAUGCUACAGUAAAUUUUGUUUUUGUCUUUACCAAAGAAAGCUUUUGGUGCAAUCUAGACUUUAUCUGUAUUUUUUCAUUCCAGGAAACAUUUCCCUAUCAUAGAUAUAUAUGAUUCUAGAUAUAUUAAUAUUAAUAAUAUGAUAUACACUAAUUUAUUACAAUGUAAGCAGUGAUACAAUUAUUUUUCUUUUGUGUUUAAAUCCAGAAACAAGUAAUAAAUAAACUCUUUUUUCAUGGAUUGCUAUUAUUCAUAAGUUUGUAUAUUUUAUAUUGUGCAGGUAUACAGUACUCAUCUAUAAUGGGUUUACAAAGGAAAGCUAUCAAGUAGCUUUCAUGACAUUAUAUUUUUGUAGACAUUCUAGAAAGUUUUAUGAUAAAUAGAUAAGACACGAGUCAUUCAAAACUAGUGCUGACUUUACAGACAGUCAAAAAAGAAAAAGUUAAUUCAGCAACAAUUCAUUCAUUAAGAGUUAAUUUUUUUUCUUGUGUUUGUUAUUUUAAUUUAUUGUUGUAAUUGUUUGACUGUUUUUUGUUACGUCAAUAGAAAUAGACAUUCUAGCUGCCAUUCAAACUGUAUGAUUCAGUUGUGAACAUUUUUAAGAAUGCUAUUUUAUGUCCCCGAUGCUAUCAACAUUUUGGAUGUUAUGUAUGUUUUGUUUAAGUUUCAGUUUAAACAAACACUAGUAAGUAAAGAAAUAAAUAUGCAUUCUUUUAUGGGUACACUGUCAGAAAAAGUACAAAACUGUUGCUGGAGUCGUACAAAACUGUUGCUUUUUUGGGUGCAAAAUUGUACCUUAAGGACCUAUUGUGUUUAAAGGUAUUUUGUACCCCUAAAAUUAAACUGGUACACAAUAGGCCCUUAAGAUAUCAUAUUUUACCCCAAAAGGUACAACAUUUCAAUGUGUUGUAGUCAUUAAGUACACAAAUGAACCUUAGGGUACCAGGUACAGUUUUGUAUCUUUUUUGUGUCUUUUUUCUGACAGUGUUAUUUAUUGGAAGAAACACUGUGGAUUAUUUUCAUUCAUUUUAGCACAAUGGCGUUUAGACAAUGAAGACAACUGUCAGGUAAGACAAAAAUUAAUGGGUUGUUUAUGUGUUACCAUUGCUACAAAACAGGGAUGGUUUUCCAUUGUGUUGUCUCAGGAUGCACAACAGUAUUAUUUUUUGUAAGGUAAGGUUUGUUUGUAAAAACUACUAAAAUGUCUUAAUAUAAUUAAGGCCUUGUCCUGGAUCGAUCUAAACCCUGUCUGAGAAACCACUUCUUUUUAAAUCUCUUUGCAUUAAUUCAUGAUGCUCAGUUAUAAAGACACUUUCUGUUUGAUGUAAAACUAUAAACUCUAUGUUUACAGUCAA
Molecule: messenger RNA, 4052 nt
Organism: Paramisgurnus dabryanus
Lineage: Eukaryota; Metazoa; Chordata; Actinopteri; Cypriniformes; Cobitidae
Gene: mc1r
Product: melanocortin 1 receptor
Biological process (GO): G protein-coupled receptor signaling pathway
Cellular component (GO): membrane
Molecular function (GO): melanocyte-stimulating hormone receptor activity
Source: RefSeq, a predicted model, not a curated record